CACACCGUUGCAGAUCCUAUUCUGCACUCCUAUCAUGGGUAGUCCAACCCGGGCCUAAUAAGAUAAACAAACACACUAGUAAAGGACAAAGGAGCAAUGCCUGGGAAAGACCAUGGUUGCCUUUGGUCAUGUCAUAUGUCUCUGUUUUGGGCCAUGGAAGCUACUUGCUGAUGGUCAUCUUUGGUGGUUGUAAUGGUGACUUUGGGUGCUUCGCUUAGGUUAGGGCCCAGUAUAAAUAAGAAGCUGUUCUUUGUUCAUAAUUUUGUGGCUUGAAUGGCUGAUGUUUCAUCUUCCUUUAGCUAACAUUGCUGCUGAGUUGGAAGCCAACCUUGGUUUGAUUGAAGAAAUCUCAGGUUAUUUGAAAAUCCGUCGCUCCUAUGCCCUGGUCUCUCUCUCUUUUUUCCGCAAGCUGCACCUGAUCAGAGGACAGACUUUGGAAGUAGGAAAUUAUUCAUUUUAUGCCCUGGACAACCAAAAUCUCCGCCAGCUUUGGGACUGGAGCAAGCACAAGCUCUCUAUUGCCCGGGGGAAGCUGUUCUUCUAUUACAACCCCAAAUUGUGCCUGUCAGAAAUCCAUAAGAUGGAAGAGAUCUCAGGAACAAAAGGGCGCCAGGAGAAGAAUGACAUUGCUGUCAAGACCAACGGUGACCAGGCUUCUUGUGAGAAUGAAGUGCUAAAGUUUACUAAGAUAAAAACAUCCAGUGACAAAAUUGUACUGAAAUGGGAGCCAUACUGGCCACUGGACUUCCGUGACCUUUUGGGCUUCAUGGUGUUCUAUAAGGAAGCUCCCUUCCGGAACGUGACGGAAUUCGAUGGCCAGGAUGUUUGUAGCUCCAACAGCUGGACAGUGGUGGAUAUUGAUCCUCCUUCCCGGUCUGAGGCCAAAACCAAAAACCCUGGGUAUCUGAUGCGGAGCCUGAAAGCCUGGACUCAGUAUGCCAUUUUUGUGAAGACACUGGUCACUCAUACAGAUGAGCAGAAAAUCUAUGGGGCAAAGAGCGAGAUCAUAUACAUUCGAACUAACGCUUCUGUGCCAAGUGUCCCCCAGGAUCCAAUUUCUGUUUCCAACUCUUCAUCACAGAUCAUUCUGAAGUGGAAACCACCUUCUUAUCCCAAUGGGAAUAUUACACAUUAUAUGGUAUCCUGGGAACAACAAAGUGAAGACAAUGAACUCUAUGAACUGGAUUAUUGUCUGAAGGGCUUGAAGUUACCCUCUUGGACAUGGUCUCCCCCUCUAGUAGAAGACCACAUCAAGCACAAUGGGACUGAGGAUGAAAAAAAAGGUGAAAUUUGUUGUACCUGCCCUAAAACAGAUUCUCAGAUCCAAAAGGAGUUGGAAGAAUCUGCCUUCCGGAAGACUUUUGAGAAUUACCUCCACAAUGAAGUCUUUGUUCAGAGGCCAGCGGAAGGAUCAAGGAGGCGGCGAGAUCUUGGGAGAGUUGCUAAUAGCACCAUGCUGGCUCCAACCACGCUGGGCUUGCUAAACAUGUCUACGACAACACCAGAGACCCCAGAGGAACCGAAGCCUUUUCAGAUGACGGUUUUCAAGGAGUCGGUAGUCAUAUCCAACUUGCAACACUUCACAGGGUACCGGAUUGAGAUCCAAGCCUGUAAUCGUGAAGCUCUAACCGUAUGCAGCGUUGCAGCCUACAUCAGUGCCAGGACCAUGCCAGAAGUGAAAGCAGAUGACAUUGUUGGGCCUGUGACUCAUGUGUUAACAGAGAAAAAUGUAGUCCACUUAAAGUGGCAGGAGCCGAAGCAUCCAAAUGGGUUGAUCAUCCUCUAUGAAGUAAAUUAUGGACGCCUUGGAGAGUCAGAGGAACAACGCUCUUGUGUAUCUCGUCGAGAGUUUUCCACUGAACAGGGCUGCAAGCUGCGAAGGCUGCAACCUGGCAACUAUAGUGUGCGCAUCCGAGCUACUUCAUUGGCUGGAAAUGGGUCAUGGACAGAGCCCGUCUACUUUUACAUUUCUGAUUAUUUGAAUGCUCCCACCAAUCUUGUAGCCAUCAUCGUUCCAACCAUUUUUAUUGUCUUUUUAUUCAUGUUUGUUGGAGGAGGUUAUGUCUUUAUCAAAAAAAGGCAAACAGAAGGACCAACGGGACCACUUUAUGCAUCUUCUAAUCCAGAGUAUCUCAGUGCCAGUGAUGUUUACAUCCCUGAUGAAUGGGAGGUCCCACGGGAGAAAAUUGCCCUGCUGCAGGAGUUGGGACAAGGCUCCUUUGGCAUGGUCUACGAGGGAAUCGCCAAAGACAUUGUGAAAGGCGAGGCAGAGAUACGAGUAGCAGUCAAGACAGUAAAUGAAACUGCCAGCCUGCGUGAGCGUAUUGAGUUCCUCAACGAGGCUUCUGUGAUGAAAGGUUUCAGCUGCCACCAUGUGGUUCGUCUCCUAGGAGUAGUAUCAAAAGGGCAACCAACACUAGUAGUUAUGGAGCUAAUGGCUCACGGAGACCUGAAAAGCUAUUUGAGGUCUUUACGGCCGGAUGCAGAGAAUAACCCUGGCCGCCCCCCUCCAACUCUCCAAGAGAUGAUUCAGAUGGCUGCUGAGAUUGCUGACGGCAUGGCUUAUCUGAACGCCAAGAAAUUUGUCCAUAGAGAUUUGGCAGCACGAAACUGUAUGGUGGCUGAAGAUUUCACAGUCAAAAUCGGAGACUUCGGCAUGACCAGAGAUAUCUAUGAGACAGACUAUUACCGCAAAGGAGGAAAGGGUCUGCUGCCUGUGCGCUGGAUGGCUCCAGAAUCAUUGAAGGAUGGUGUCUUCACGGCCUAUUCAGAUGUGUGGUCUUUUGGCGUUGUCCUUUGGGAGAUCAGCAGUUUAGCAGAGCAGCCUUACCAAGGACUCUCCAAUGAGCAGGUCCUCAAGUUUGUCAUGGAUGGGGGCUGCCUCGAAUGGCCAGAAAACUGUGCAGAGAGACUCCACAACCUCAUGCAGAUGUGUUGGCAGUACAAUCCCAAGAUGCGCCCCGCCUUCAUCGAGAUCAUUGAAAUGCUGAAGGAUGAUCUUCACCUGACUUUCCGAGAAGUCUCCUUUUUCUACAGCGAGGAGAAUAAGCCACCGGAGACAGAAGAGUAUGAGCUGGACUUUGAAAACAUGGAGAGCAUCCCUCUUGACCCAGCCUCUUACUCUCAGCGGGAUGAGAUCCUAGGGCGGGACAAUGGGCCCUCUCUAGGGUUCAAAGGGAACUAUGAGGAGCACAUCCCUUACACUCACAUGAAUGGGGGCAAGAAGAAUGGCCGCAUCCUCUCCAUGCCUCACUCAAGCCCAUCCUAAUAGUCCCCUUGGCUUUUCCUCACGAUACAAAUCUCAGGACUUGCAGUAUUGCUGGCACAGCAUUUGAGACACACCGACUUACUUUCUAUUCAGAUUUUUAACCAUCAAAAUAGAACGGCCAUUUGGGGUAGGGGAAGGUUUCUUGUGUG
Protobothrops mucrosquamatus (brown spotted pit viper) is the source of this 3417-nucleotide messenger RNA. RefSeq names its product insulin receptor (gene INSR). Gene Ontology annotation, biological process: positive regulation of kinase activity; multicellular organism development; positive regulation of phosphatidylinositol 3-kinase/protein kinase B signal transduction. NCBI's taxonomy places the organism in Eukaryota, Metazoa, Chordata, Lepidosauria, Squamata, Viperidae. The record is from RefSeq and is a predicted model, not a curated record. The transcript is spliced from 17 exons. Bases 281 to 3268 code for a protein of 995 amino acids. Gene Ontology annotation, cellular component: membrane; insulin receptor complex; axon. Gene Ontology annotation, molecular function: insulin receptor activity; ATP binding; insulin receptor substrate binding.